AAAAGUAAAUCACUCAUUAAAAUAGGAUAAGCUUCGCGAAUUUAGCAAAUUAGGUUUAUAUAUAUACAGUCAGUCAAAAUAAAAUAGGUGAGUAAAAGAGUAACUCUACCAACUUUUCUUUAUCACACAAUCUCUCUCGCCUCUUCUUUUGCCUAUAAAAAGGCAGCAGAGUCCCAACAGUUCACAAUACUUAUAUCACCACCUGCACCCUGCGGUUCUCUGCAAUUCCUCUCUUUUCUUCUCCUGAAAUCGGUUCUCUAAUUUUUACAAAAUUAAGAUGGCGAUGAAGCGUGCUGCUGUUUCUGCAGUUCGUGCUUUUACUUCUUCAGGGAACCCCGCCCCUUCAGUUCUAGCCCGCGGCCUUCACGCUUCACCCGGAAGCAAGAAGAUUGUGGGCGUUUUCUACAACGCAAACGAGUAUGCUUCGAUGAAUCCCAAUUUCCUCGGUUGUGUUGAGAAUGCUUUGGGUAUACGUGACUGGUUGGAAACUCAGGGUCACGAGUACAUCGUUACUGCCGACAAAGAUGGCCCACAUAGUGAGCUCGAGAAACACAUGUCCGAUCUCCAUGUGCUGAUUAGUACCCCAUUCCACCCGGCAUACGUGACAGCCGAGAGAAUCAAAAAGGCAAAAAAUCUGCAGCUUCUGCUCACGGCUGGAAUUGGCUCGGACCACAUUGACCUCAAGGCGGCUGCCGCUGCUGGAUUAACAGUGGCGGAGGUCACCGGAAGCAACGUUGUCUCGGUAGCUGAAGAUGAGCUGAUGAGGAUUCUCAUCCUCGUUCGGAAUUUCUUGCCUGGGCACCAUCAGGUGAUUAAUGGUGAAUGGAAUGUUGCAGCCAUUGCCCACCGAGCUUAUGACCUUGAAGGUAAGACUGUCGGAACAGUUGGCGCCGGAAGAAUCGGCCGACUUUUGCUGCAGAGGCUGAAGCCUUUCAACUGUAAUCUGUUGUACCACGAUCGCCUUCAGAUGGACGCUGAGCUGGAGAGUCAAAUCGGGGCAACCUACGAGGAGGAUCUAGAUGCUAUGCUUCCGAAAUGUGACAUCAUCGUCAUUAAUACGCCUCUCACUGAGAAAACCAAAGGGAUGUUCGACAAAGAGAGGAUAGCGAAGCUUAAGAAGGGAGUUUUGAUCGUGAACAACGCUAGAGGUGCGAUUAUGGACACGCAAGCCGUUGUCGAUGCUUGUUCGAGUGGGCAUAUAGCAGGUUACAGUGGAGAUGUGUGGUACCCGCAGCCUGCACCGAAGGAUCACCCUUGGAGGUACAUGCCAAACCAAGCUAUGACCCCUCAUAUAUCGGGAACUACAAUUGAUGCACAACUUCGUUAUGCUGCUGGAGUGAAAGACAUGUUGGAGUGUUAUUUCAAGGGGGAGGAUUUUCCGGAACAAAACUACAUUGUCAAGGACGGAGAAUUGGCUAGCCAAUAUCGCUAGAUGUGCUUUCGCCCGAGUGUCGAUUCUGCCAUCUCCGACUAAUGCCAGAUCUAAUGAGUUGCUAUUUAAAUAAAAAAAGAACAUGACUUUUGUUCGGGUGUGUAAUUUCUUGUUUUAAGUUGACUCAAACUUUGGAAUUAACCUUGAUGCAUAUGGAUUUCCAGUUCUUUUUGUGCAUGUGUUGGUUGUGUUUGUAAUCACAUAUAUGAUAAUUAGUAUUAAUCUUGUUUAAA
Molecule: messenger RNA, 1665 nt
Organism: Erythranthe guttata (spotted monkey flower)
Lineage: Eukaryota; Viridiplantae; Streptophyta; Magnoliopsida; Lamiales; Phrymaceae
Gene: FDH
Product: formate dehydrogenase
Cellular component (GO): mitochondrion; chloroplast
Molecular function (GO): NAD binding; formate dehydrogenase (NAD+) activity; oxidoreductase activity, acting on the CH-OH group of donors, NAD or NADP as acceptor
Source: RefSeq, a predicted model, not a curated record